AGCCCGCGUCCCCGCCGGCGGGAGCUCGGGGAAACGGGCGGCGGCGCGGCUGUGGCGGCAGCUGGCUGGAUGCGAGACCUGCGCGGACCCGGCGGCGGACGGCGGCUCUCGACUCCGGGAAGCCGAUCGCGGAGGGGACGAGCCCGAACGCGCUGGCCAUGGCCUCCAACUUUAACGACAUAGUCAAGCAGGGAUACGUGAAAAUCCGCAGCAGGAAGCUGGGGAUUUUCAGACGAUGCUGGUUGGUUUUCAAGAAGGCUUCUAGUAAAGGACCCAGAAGGCUAGAAAAAUUUCCGGAUGAAAAGGCAGCGUAUUUCAGAAACUUCCAUAAGGUAACGGAACUGCACAACAUCAAAAAUAUAACCAGACUGCCUCGAGAGACAAAGAAGCACGCCGUGGCAAUUAUCUUUCAUGAUGAAACGUCAAAGACAUUUGCCUGUGAGUCAGAGUUGGAGGCCGAGGAGUGGUGCAAACAUCUCUGCAUGGAGUGUCUGGGGACCCGCCUCAAUGACAUCAGCCUUGGUGAGCCCGAUCUUCUGGCGGCAGGUGUACAGCGAGAACAAAAUGAGAGAUUCAAUGUGUAUCUUAUGCCUACGCCAAAUCUGGAUAUUUAUGGUGAAUGCACAAUGCAGAUCACUCAUGAGAAUAUCUAUCUCUGGGAUAUCCACAAUGCCAAGGUCAAACUGGUGAUGUGGCCCCUCAGCUCCCUGAGGAGAUAUGGACGGGACUCAACGUGGUUUACCUUUGAGUCAGGAAGAAUGUGUGACACAGGAGAAGGACUAUUCACUUUUCAAACAAGGGAAGGAGAAAUGAUCUAUCAGAAGGUCCAUUCCGCGACACUGGCCAUAGCUGAGCAACAUGAAAGAUUAAUGCUAGAAAUGGAGCAGAAGGCCCGGCUUCAGACAAGCUUGACUGAGCCAAUGACGUUAUCGAAAUCGAUAUCUCUUCCUCGUAGUGCGUACUGGCAUCACAUCACUCGUCAGAACAGUGUUGGAGAAAUCUACAACUUGCAAGGCCACGGGUUCGGUUCCUCGAAGAUGUCGCGCGCACAGACGUUCCCCAGCUACGCCUCGGAGCAGAGCGACGAGACGCAGGCUCUGUCCCGGGCGGGCAGCUACGGGUUCAGCUCCAGCUCCAGCCUCAUCCAGUGACCGCCGGAGAGCCGCCGCCGCCGGACACAGCCCGUCCGCGCCCGCCGCGGGGGCCGCUGCCCCCCAGCCUCCUGGAACACCCGUCGCGGCUGAAAUGCAAGCGGGCCGGGUCUCGGCCCGGUCCCAGGGGCACGUCACAGACUGGAGUUCUGCUUCCUCGACUCUGUGGCUAAGUCUUUAUUUAUUGAAUUUCUGGGGGGUUGGGGGGCUGGGGAAUCUAUGUUUUACAAAAAUAAGACUCCAAAUCGUAGCUACAGUCAUUUAAAUGAAAUUCUUUGGUUCUGGGCACCGUGGAAAGGGGCCCACACCGGGUGGUGCCUGGGGGGGUGGGCAGGACCCCGUCCGCGUCCUCGUGGCUCAGCCCUCCCGUCCCGUGGCGGGGUCUGUCCUUAGACAUAACGUCACCCACCGCAAGCUGUGUGGCAUGGAAGGUUCGGAUGGAGACACAGCCAGCAAGGUCGACAAAUGGCAUCUUGACUCUCCAUAUAAAUAAGCCCCGGUGAAAAUGAAGGGAACCCGAGAUCUAGAACGCUCUGCUGAGCCGGGUCUUGGCCCUCUGCUGUGUGUGUGCGUGCGUGUGCGCGUGUGUGCAUCUGUAGACGGAUGCGGAGACCGCCGUAUCCAUCUGUGUCUAACAAGUACACACCAGAUGUGUGCUGAGGGGGACAGGCUAUGCUCACUUACAUUGUUGAAAACUGUAAUUUGGUGCAUUAACAUUAAGAUUGUUAUGUUGAAUAGCUAUUUUUAAAAUAGUGCUGUUAAAAAAAAUGGCUUCUUAUUAGCAAAAGUAUUUACGUAGUCAAGUCUGCUCCUCUGACAAGUAUAAAUGAACAUGUGAGAAGGGGGGACGUGCUCGAAAACGAAAACCAGAGAACCGCUCUCGCUGUCCUACGCGUCCUGUCUCCAUGCCGUCUUUCUGGUGAGUGUCCCCUUGGUGACAACCUUUGUCUCCUCGGCCAUCCCUCUGAGCUAUGUGAGGGAGAUUGGGUGUGAUCGCCCAGCUGCCUCCAUUUACCCUCAAGUAAAAAAAAAAAAAAAAGAUUUUAAAUGGGAAACCAUUUUUUUUUUUUUUUUAAGAAAGAGAUGGAAAGUAUGUAUAUGAUACCCAGAAAGAAGUCAGCUGCUUUACCGUCAAGAGAACCAUGGGCACAGGAUUGUAGAUGUUAAUUAUUUAAGAUUUUAUAGAUGCCAUGCUCCAAAGCCACUGGGCACUUGUGAUUUAGUAUGUAACCAGAAUCUGCUAGGCUUUCCUUUCUUUUUAAUGGACAUGGUUGGCUGGGAUUGUAAGAAAAUGGAUCAAGUAUAAUUUUUUUCAUCUCUGACAUUCAUGACCUACCAAGUUUAAACCUACCAAGUUUAAAGGGAAGCGAGUGAUUGGCUUCCACAUGAUCUAAAGAAUUUGGAUCAUUCAUUUAGGGUCAGCAAAGAUAUUUUUGUCCUUCAUUUUGAAGUUAAUUCAAGUAAAAAUAAAAAUCAUUCCGCCCAACUUACCUGGUGCCACGUGCCUAAGACGGCGAGCCCGCAAACACCGCAAGCGGAGUGUAAAGUGCAGUGAGCCCAGAUCACGGAAGAGAAAAGCCUGAUUUGUUUCUUCUUAAUAGCAAAAUUCUUUGAACUGUUGAACUUAGUCUGUUGAAGGGGUACCUGUCUUGCUGAUCUAUAAUAAGACUUUUUCUUUCUUAUCUCUAUCUGUAGCUUGAAUGCAGAUUGCACAUACAUUUCAGAGAAUUACUACUGAGUAGAAAUGGUUCUGGGUCCCUCCUACAUGUAUUUACGCUUAGAGCACCUACCUAGCCUCUCUGAAUCUCCACGAUAAGAAUGAACACCCCAUCAAGAUGCUAAUCAUAAGAGUUCACGUGGCUAUGAAAAAUAAUUAUCUUAAGCUUUCAGGAAUUAAAAAAAAAAAUGAGUCAAACUCUCUGUGCUGUGAAUUUUGCUGACACAGCAGAAAAGCAGAUGCCGGUUUCCUGAUGAUGACCCAGCCUUCCCUAAGAUCCCAGCUGGCAGGGUCACAUGCCUCUGAAUCACUGAGCUCCUCGGCAUUUGCUUCCAAAAUACCCUUUGUAAACCAUACCAGAGCAGCCCCCCGCUGAGACCAUCCACGCACAGCUCCUGGUGGUGCCACACUCAGAGCAAGCCUCUCGGCGGCUCACUCGGUCGAGCUCUGCUUAGAGACCACAGUUUCAACACGGGACUUGUGGGGAAAGGGCCUCAGGGGUCCUGGUUCAUGUCUCAGCUUCAUGAAUGUGCGAGAAGCACAGACAGCGAGUCCGAGGUGGGGGGAUCCUGCUAAUCAGAUGAGUCUGCUCUUGUGUCUGGCGGAAGACACGAUGCCUGCCUGAAAUUGCUUCCAGAACACCAUUUGCUUGUGAUCAUUACCUGUGAGCAUAAAUGAGGAGAUACCAAAGAUCAGGCAAAUCUUGGGCCAGGUCAUUCUGAAAAUGAGGUCGUUACAAAAGUGUGUGAGAGAAAUUUCCUUCCCAAGUCUUUCACCCAAUCUCAUCCCAACGAGGAUGAUGCUAUAAAGUGUCUCCUGGCACAUUUUUGGAGAUUUAUUCUGGCAUAUGCCUCCAUCUGUACUAAUAAUUGUAGCUCAGAUAAAAUUGCUAACCGAACAGAUAGGAGAAUUGAUAUUAGCCUAAUAUACUUGACAUGUGGCAAUGUGCAUGGUAAUAAAAAUGACGAGCAAAUAAAUCUUCUACAAAAACCAAAGAAGAAAGAAAAGUUACCAUACCAUUCUCCUGGAACUUCAUAAAACCAAUCUCAUUGGAGCAAUUAGAAUGAACAUAGACACAUAGUCAACGCACUCAAGCUCAUAGGUUUUUGACUGAAGAUACCUCUACACUUUGCAAGUCAUUUUUCUCCCUCAGAAAUUGUAUCAUAUCUUUCCUGCUAUUGGGAAUUCACUGAACCAAAGACAUCCUUCGGCCCCUUCUAAAAGUGACUCACUUGGGGUUCCAACCAUAUCUAGGUAGGUGAGUCAAGAUGGUCACAGUUUCCACAUUGGGUUGGAAGAGAGAAGUGGAGAGGGACCUUGAUCCAAGUAACGAAGGCUCUUCUGAGAGCAGAGAAAGCCUGGAGGGUGUACACAGUUUUCACGAAAAGAUGACAUGGCGGGAGGGGGAGAGGUUAUUUCUUACAUCCCCAAAUUUUCUUCUGAAAAUAUUAAUCGUUGCACCGUGACCAAUACCUGACCUUAUCUUUGAAGUGUUUAAAAGUAUAAAAUAAGCUUGACCCAGUAGUUUACCAUACUGGUGGGGGAAAAAGAAAACACAUUCUUCACUUUUUUGUUGAAUGAGUAAUAGGCACUCAGAACUAAUUUAUUUCUGCAGGUCCCUGAUGUUUAUGAAUCAAUAGGUUCUGGCCACUGCCACAAUAUGAACUUAAUAAAACAAGAAAUGUAUAUUUACUUAUGUACUAGGGAAGGUACCAUUCGAUGGAGCAUGUGAAAUAAAGUGAAACUAUUUAUUAAAAGUAAACUUCACUUUUUUCACCAAGUAGUAACUAGAGUACUAGUCCUAGUAUCUUGUACAAUUUUUCUCUGUCUUCAUUGGGCCAUUAUGUUUGAAAAUCAUUUAUCACCUAUAAAAUGGUCAACCACUAAUCCCUUCUGUCCAAUAUAGAAACAGUGGACCGGUAAAUAACAUUACACUGUUAAUAGUUUUUACAGAUCCAAUUUAUUUACUGCAUGUGGUAUCUUUAGAGUAGAAGUUAAAAACAUAUCAUAAAAAUUUAUGUCUGCCCCUCGUUCUUCAGCCAAUAUCUGAGAAAACUUUGUAAAAAAGCAUGAGUACCCUAACUCCUAGAUUAUUUGAGCCACUUACUGAAAUCAACCAUUAAUGCUACAGUGAAAACAAGCUAAGAAAAUUAUAUUCUUAUAAAAAAAUUUGUAGUCCAGUUUUGAUGAUUAUACCACAGCACAGUAAACAGGCAAUAUACAUUCAGUGAUGCUAAGCUUUAGGCCUUUAACACAUUGUCUUACAACAAAUAUUGUACUAAAAGCUGCUCAAGGUGAAAACGAUACACUUUUCUCCAGUUCUAUGAACAUAUCAUGUCCAUCGGUUAUCUGGAAAUUUCAAAUUGCUCUAUCAGUCACAUACCAUACUUUACAACUCCUCAACCUUGGCCUUCUUCAAAUAGAUAAAAAUUGGCCACUCUAUUUCCAUUAAUAUAAUACUAGGCGAUGUGCCACAGAGAUGAAUUUCUGGCCUAUGAAAUGUAUGGAGAACAAUAGCCCAUGGAGGGGGCAGAGAAGGAGCAAGGGACCUACUCAGGAGGGCAGCAAUUUAGAUAGAAUUAUAAAGACUCCAGUGAAAUGUCCAAAGUAGCACUAAGACCCUAUUUUCUUGACACUCUAACCUCAGUUCCAUAUCACAGAGUUGGUCUUCUUGACCAGCUUCACCUGGUACCCAGCAUGCAAUUAAAAGAAGACAACAGUUGCGCCAUGUUUUGAAGUGACCACAGAAAGACAACGCAUAACCAAUAAGUAUGCUUCCUCGGGUUUAGCGAAAAUUUUUGAACAUGAAGGAGUGUGUAACGAAAUCCCCAUGGUAAGGUGUCUCUUGGGUAACCCAAGGAUUACUUUUGUAUGGUCAACUUCAUUUGAGUUUCAAAAUGAAGGCAUGUUAUCUGUGACCCUGGGCUGAGGGCUAAGUAUGUCAUUAGAGAGCCACAGCGCCAUGUGUGUAUUCUCUGUGAAUGUAUUUGUAAAACUAGCCCGCCUUUUUCUCCCUGAAAUUAUCACAAGUCCUUACUUUCUUACUCAAAAAUGUGAAUCUUUGUUGGAUAACUUCUCCAAUUAUUACAACUUGUUGAGACAGUAGCUAGUUUAUAGACUCUCAUGGAAGUAUCCUGAGAUGUUGGGCACAUUUUCUAGAUGGGCAGGAUGCCAGCUAGCUCUGGAAGCAAUUGUGUGGAAUAAAGGUUCACGUUCACGUUCUACUCAGGAGGAAACCCAAGCCCAUGAAUGUUGUCAUUUAUUCAAGGCAAAGAAACAGUCAGGAACAGUUGUGCCCAGUUCCAGGCUCCUGGGCCAGAGCUAAUUUCCUUGGCUCCAUCUUGUGUCCCAUUUAGAUGCCAUGGGGGUUGAGAAAUGCCACAUGGCCUCUAAGUUAAUGGGCCCUUGCAUAACAUUUGAGUGUCUCCUCAGGUUUUUCUGAUGUUCUAACUAUUCCUGGACUCAUCACUAACUGUGUCAGUAAAGAGGCUUUAUGAGACAACUUAUUAAACCUGUAGGUCAUGAAUGACUGGCAUAAAUUCUAUUCUUCUUACAAUUGUCACCAGUUCUUCGUUGGAAAUUCAUACUUACGUAUUCCAAAGUGAUAGUCAAACUAAAAAAAAAAAGUGGGUAUGGUUUGUAUUCCUACUGAUUCAUCAUAUUGUAAUCAGGAUUAUGAUUUUAUUCUUAUUUUAUCUCCCUGUAGUAUUUUGGCUUAAUUCUUCAUGGCGUUUGUCACAAUGUGUUUAGAGAAUAACAUCGGGCUCACAUUUUGUUUCUUGUGAACUUCCAAAAUCUUCCAUUUUCAGUUGGAAUUGGGAAAUACCCUUUUAUUAACAAUAAAAUAGCUUACAUAUCAAGUUUUUUAAUACACUUCAGGAGACAAUUAUUUAAAUUAACUGAAGCCUAGAUAAAUAAGAAAUCAGUUAAAGUUACCAAAUAGUAUGAAAAACCACAUUUUACUCACGAUUUUCAUACACUUUUCCCUAGUUUAUGAUUUUAAUAUCAUGUAAACAUUUAAAGGAGAGGAAAAGUACAUUUGUCAGAGAAAUACUAUAAUUUCCUUCUAAUAAUUCUGUUUAAAAAGUUUUUUAUUUUGGCUCCUCUUCUAUGCCUACUACCCUAUAUUCUGUAUUCCAAUUUUAAGAAGAAUGAUUAAUUUUAAAUUUUCUAAUAAUUAUUUGGGGCUAGUUUUAAGUGUUGAUACAAUUCACUUUCUCUGUCUGUUCUCUACUGUUGGGACGAUUUUAGACUGAAAGAGAGCAUAAAAUCAGCCCUUUUUGCAGACAGAGAAUACUGCACUCAGUGGAACAGGGGUCUACCGUGACCAGGCCAUGCUGUUCAUAUUGGGAUCUGACUGCUACCUUCAUUCACUCAAGAGAGCUAUAGUUUCAGAAGACUUGCUUAUUUUUUGGAAACCUGAAAUUUAAAAGCCUAAGUUCAGGAAAAGAAGAUUGAAAUCAUGACUUAGUUUUUUUUCUUUUUUUUUUUCCCAAAAGUAACUACAGAUUUUCUCUCAAAAACAAUGUAAGAGGGUUUCUAUGGUGUUCCAAUAUUGUUAACUAUUUGACAAAUGGGCUGAAAGGCAGGGAAAAUGAAGACUAGAAUGGCAACAGCAUCUUGAUGUUCUAUAUAAAUCAAAAAUUAGCAUGGCAUAGGUCAAUAUGAAAUCAUGUGACUAAUCAAAUUCAGACUUACAUAUCUACUGCAUAAUUCAAAGACCAAUGCUUAUUCUUAUAUGUGUGUGUGUGUGUGUGUGUGUGUGUGUCAGUGGGUUCAACGGGGGAAAGGAAGCUUUCAAUUUUCGUGAAGACUUAAAAUAGAGAAUAGAGAUUCCUUCCAGUUAUGGGGCACUCUAUAUUACUUUAGUAAUAACAGGCAGAAUAUAAAUCACAACAAUGAAUCCAUCUACUCCCUGACAAUAAAUGAGCAUAAAAGCCGGUAUCAUCUUUGUGGCAGAUGAGAGAACCAGGACCUGCAGAAACCCCCUUGUACCUUCUCUGCACUAAACCCUAACACCACACACUCUCACACACACACACGCACACAUGCACACACACACACACAUACACUUAUUUUUACUUUUGACCUACUCUGUAUGUGUUACAUUUGUUACCUUUUUCCUAGGUCCACCCAGAAUUAUCCCACUUUUCAAAAUCCUUAUCCUUAUGAAUCUUCAAAAUAUACUAUGUGCUGUAUGUUUGCUUUCUGUAAAUUCUUUUAAAUUAAUUUGUAUAUACUUUGUGAAGUCUUCUACUGUAAAGGGAUGUCAUUUGUCAUUGAUUAAAUAUAAUGUUUAUGAUUAUUUUGAUAAAAAUAACUUUGGAUGCUAGGCCCUUGUUAAGAAAUAAAAUAUCCAUUACCCAGUUUGCUUCUACUGAAAAUCAUAUGAUUUGACUUUAUUUUUCAUCACAAUCUACUCCGGAUAAAUAACAGUUUGGGGACGUCUGUACUUAAAUACUAGUUGAGCCACCUUUUGGAAUGGGAUGCAAAGGAACAGCUGUCCCUAGAACCUAAAUGUGAAUUUCUGGCGGAACAUAAACUAUUAUAAAAAUGAGGCAAUAAUAAAAUUAGGAAAUUAAAUUA
Molecule: messenger RNA, 8454 nt
Organism: Mustela lutreola (European mink)
Lineage: Eukaryota; Metazoa; Chordata; Mammalia; Carnivora; Mustelidae
Gene: DOK6
Product: docking protein 6
Exons: 8
Coding region: 159-1151 (330 amino acids)
Biological process (GO): cell surface receptor protein tyrosine kinase signaling pathway; positive regulation of MAPK cascade
Cellular component (GO): cytoplasm
Source: RefSeq, a predicted model, not a curated record